Botrytis cinerea B05.10 is the source of this 559-nucleotide messenger RNA. RefSeq lists its product as hypothetical. The record is from RefSeq and is a predicted model, not a curated record. The transcript has 3 exons. Lineage: Eukaryota; Fungi; Ascomycota; Leotiomycetes; Helotiales; Sclerotiniaceae. The coding region runs from base 63 to 437 and encodes 124 amino acids.
GUCCCAAAAUAUUCAAUCACUAUUCGAAAACUCAACAUCCAAAGCAAUAACGCCCAAGCAAAAUGAGAUUCUCUGCUCUUGGAACAGCUUUUAGCUUCAUCCUUUUCAGUCCGAGCAUUGGAAUUGUGGUCAGAUAUUGUAAUGGCCUGGAUAUGGCAGGGAUUUGCUUCGAAGUUGACCUUGCUGCUGGUGCUUGUAGAAAUGUUGACUUAAGCGUGAAUGAUCAAACACACUCCGCUACAAUUAGUGGUGGAAACUGUGUUUUUUGGGAAAACGCAAAUUGUGGCGGUGAUCAUACGAACCAAAUAGACGGUAGAACAGAAGAUUUUAAUAAUAUCUGUGGCGGAGGUUGGCAAAAGCGAAUCUCAUCUUUCAAAUGCUGUGAUGGAAAUGUAGCCAAUACUUGGUGUGCUGGGAGUCGUCCCAGCUGCACUUAGGAGGGCUUCAGAAUCUCAAUCUCUCAAGAUCUAGUCGUUUAAACUUGCAUCUUUUGUUCCGUUAUAUUCAGAAUAUUCCAUGGCAACAUUUUGAUUAUUAGCUACGUUGGCUUUAGCGAACA